Eupeodes corollae is the source of this 8527-nucleotide messenger RNA. It is a transcript of the gene mud, whose product is annotated as golgin subfamily B member 1. The coding region runs from base 142 to 8271 and encodes 2709 amino acids. The record is from RefSeq and is a predicted model, not a curated record. NCBI's taxonomy places the organism in Eukaryota, Metazoa, Arthropoda, Insecta, Diptera, Syrphidae. The transcript has 13 exons.
UUGCGUCCUAGUUCUACAUUUUCAACCCGGAUCGGAAAACGCACUCAAAAAACUUUAAUAAUUAAUAAUUUUAUUUGUGGUAUAGCGUGUGAAUUAAAAAAUAUAUUUAUGUUUAAAUUAAUGUAAAUUCGUGUUUAAAAAAUGGACCCUGUAAAUAUUUGGAAGAAAAUCCUCCUGCAAUGGAUAAAAGAAUGCAAUUUCUUAGAAGUAAAUUUCUAUAGUAUCGAUCAAACUGAAAUAGAACAAUUCUUUAUACAUUUUAAAGAUCGCUGCAAAGACGGCAUUUGCCGAUAUAACAAUUUAUCUUCUUUCUUAAAAGAAGAAUAUCCCUUAUUUGAACCACAUUUAGAUGAUGAGAACACCCUCAGUGCAAGUGAUCACAUUUACGUGUAUUCGCUGCUGUUGCAUUUCUCUUGCGUUCGAUAUUCUGAGCCUUUUUUCCAAGAAAAUUGCAAGAAACUCGAUGAGUUUGCUCAGCAAAAUAUAACAGCAUUCUUUCAGAAACUCCUGAAUGACAGUGACGAAUGUCUGACCAAGGAGACAAUGCGUCAUGUAAUUGCUUCAAUUCACGUCUUCACUCCUCCGACAAACAAUCGUUUUAUCUUCAACAACAUCGACAGUCCGAUAAAGACUCCGAGGAAGAUCACAGACAUUUCACCACCAACUCCAAGGAGUAGUAUGCUUGAGGAGAAGAAUAAGAAAGUCAACAGUCUUCAGGUUCAACUUGAAAACUUUGAAUACGAAAAACUGCUUUUGGAAACUGAUUUAAAGAAACGUCAGGAAAAAAUUGAUAAACUAAAUCUGGAACUCAAGAAAUCACACCAAGAAGUUCAAGCUCUAAAAAAUGAUGUGUUAAGGAGCAGAGAAAGCGACGAUUGUGGAGUAAGACACUCAGGAGAAGAACAGAUACGAAGAUUGAACAAGAAAAUUGCACAAAAAGAACAGGAAAUAGCCCAGCACCGUGAAACUAUCGAAAAUCUCUCUGAAGAAAAGGAGGAUCUAACCGAAAAGUUAAAUAAUGCCGAAAAACAAAUUAAACAACUCCAGAACAAUAUUAUCGAAUUGGCUGAGAAAGUAGAUGAUCUCUCAAUAGAACUUGAGGAAAAAGAAUCAAAAAUCCAAAAUCUAUCGUAUUUAAAUAAUGAAUUGGAACAGAACAUCAAUGAAAUACGCUCGUCUACAGUAAAUUCUCGUCCAGAUCUAAAUAUGUCAUCUGAAUUUCUAGACUUGUCACGGGCUACAAAUAGCUCUGGUAGCUUAAACAGUCCCGAGAACCUUGGCUUAGUUGUUGAUAUAAAAUUGCGUGAAAAAGAACAUGAAAAUGAAAGACUUCUGGAGGAAAUUUCAUCAAUUCGCAAUGACAAUGCAAAAUUAUCCAAAGCUAUGCGUGAACUAACCGAAAGAUAUUCAAAGAUCUUUGAUGUUUGCUUUGACAAUUUAAUAACCCACGAUGAUGAUGAUGAUGGUGAAGAUGGAGGGGAGAGCUGUAAAAAUCCUGGGAAUUAUUUUAUAAUAUUUUCAAAUUGUAUGGAAAGUUUCGCGAGAAGUUUUGACAAGAUCAAAGUUGAAUUGCGGCAGAUCGAAGAACAGAACCUCAAACAGGCAUCAAAACUUGAGGAAAUGCAGAAUCAGAAUACUGAGCAUUUGCAAGAAAUUAAAGACUUGCUUAGUGCCAAUAAUUUGCUGCAGACGACUAAAUCAAGUCUUGAGAAAACAAUGGUCGAACUCGAAAACAAACUUGAAAAUUGCUUAAAGGAGAGAUCUGAGGAAGCAAACAAUGUGAAGAACCUUCAAAAGGAACUGGCAAGUCUUAGAACUGAGAAACUUGAGUCAGAGCAAAGUUUUCAGCAGCAAAUAGAAAAACUUAAUUCGUCUUUAGAGACAAAAGAUAUGCUUCUAGAGAAACUGCAGUUGGAAAAUGACGACAAAGUUGGGCUCCUCAAUAAAAACCAACAGAAAAUCGAAGAGUUUAACCAGGAAAAAAUGUAUUUCGAGACCAAAAUAUUCGACUUGGAAGUAAAAGAAAAUCAAUUGCUAGAGCAGUUGGAACAUGAAAAAUCUCGUCUAAUCAAAUUCGAGUGUGAGUUAGAAAAAUCAAAAAUUGACAGCAACACCGAGUCGGAAAGAAAUAAGCAAGACAGAGUCAUACUAGAGCAAAGAAUUCAAACCUUAACCGAUGAUCAGAGUCUUAAAGCUGCGAUUAUCUCAAAACUUGAAGCUGACAAAGAAUCUCUGACUAAUUCAAUGCAAAAAGAAAUUCAAAGUCUUUCGAAUGUCAUAUGUGACUAUAAACAAAAAUGCGACAGAGAUUCAAGUCAGCUGACUGAAAUAACCAAAAAGAUGCUUCACACCGAAGCUGAACUUAGUUCAAGUCAACAGGAAUUGCAAAAAGUCUCAUCCCAACUUGAGAUUUCAGAAACGGUCUUUAAUAAAGCUACUUCAUAUAUCCUGCAAUGUGUAACAGACUUUGGACCUGAAGCUAAUAACACAAAUUGUGAAUUGGUUUCUUGUAAUUUUAAUGAUAUUAAAGAUUGUAAAUUGAAGGAGCAAGCUAAGAGCCUUGUCGAUGAAUUCACAAGUAUUAAGAAUUCGUGGAAACAAGAAGUAGACAAAAAUAGUUCUUUACGAAAAAAGUUGUCAGAACUCGAAAAUACCACUGAUAAUCUUCAAAAAGAGAAGUUUUCAUUGAAAGAGAGGGUUUCUCAUUUAGAAUCAAAGCUGAGCAAAUCUGAGGCAAACCUGCGAAAUCAAAUUACAACUAUGAAUUCAACUAUUGAAAAACUCGAAUUAGAGGUUUUGAAUAAAACUAAUGAUGAGGCGACGCUUUUGGAAAAACUCAAACAAGCUGAUCAGUUUACUAAUGACCUUAAAGAAAAAAUUAUAAUACUAGAAACCGCUUCAAAGGCAGCAAACGAAAAAAUGGAGAAGUACAGCCAAGAACUAGAAAACACCAAAGUUCAGUUGAGCUUUGAAAUCGCCGACAAAAUUAAAACAAAAGAAGAACUUGAAAAAACCACUGAAAAUAUCAACCAACUUCAAUUGACGAUCAGUUCGUUGGAGACUCAAUUAGAACAAAUGAAAAAUGAUGCUUCUAGGGCCUCUGAAGAGCUUCGUCAAGAAUUGAAUAAAGAAACCACUGAAAAGCAGCAAGUUCAGAAAGAACUUCAAGAGGUACGUCUUCAAUGUGAAAAUCUAGCCACAGAAAAAGUGAAACUGGCAGAAAACUUAAAAGAUAUCAAAUUGCAAACCACUCAAAAUAUCAACCAGCUUGAGUCGACGAUAAAUUGCUUGGAGGCGCAAUUAGAACGAAUGAAAAAUGAUUCUUCUAAAACCUCUGAAGAACUUAGUAAAGAAUUGGAGCAAAGCAAGAAGCAAUUGAAUAACGAAGCUGCAGAAAAGAUUAAAUUGGCAGAAAACUUGGAAGAUAUCAAAUUGCAAACGUCUGAAAAUAUCAAACAGCUUGAAGCGACCAUAAGUUCCUUGGAAGCUCAAUUAGAACGAGUCAAAAAUGAUGCUUCAAAGGCCUCUGAAGAACUUAGUCAAGAAUUGGAGAAAACUAGAAUUGAUUUGAAUAAUGAAGCUACUGAAAAGCAACGAUUGAGGGAAGAACUCCACCAAGUACGUCUGCAAUGUGAAAAUAUACUCACAGAAAAGAAUAAAUUAGCAGAAAACAUGAAGACAAAGGAAGCUGAAAAACUGCGAUUGCAAAAGUUACAAUUUGAAGCUACCCAAAAGCAGCAAGCAGAACUUCAUAGUAUAACAGUCCAGCUCGAAAAAGAAAUUGAUAAAGCUAAGAACUUAGUCGAUGAUCUCGCUCAGACCAGAAUUCAGUUGCAAAAUGAAGUUAAAACCAAACACCAACUCGAGAAAGAUCUCGAAGAAACAAAGAACCGUGUAGAAAAUGAGGUUUCAACAAAACUCGAAAAAGUCCAACUUGAAUUACGGAAUGAAGUUCAAAAGAAAACGAAAAUAACCGAAGAUUUCGAGAGCAUAAAACUUCGAUUGGAAAGUGAAGUGACAGAAAAAAUGCAAAUUCAAGAAAAUCUCCAAGAAACUAAGUCGCAGUUGGAGAAAAAACUUCUAGAGAUUCAAGAAUUGACAGAAGAAUGUGAAAACAUCAAGUUGCAGUUGGAAGAAAAACAUUCAGAAAAUCAAAAACUUACAGAAGAACAUGAAAGCCUCAAGUUGCAGUUGGAAAGAAAACUUGCAGAAAAUCAAGAACUGACAGAAGAAUGUGAAACUAUCAAAUCGCAGUUAGAGAGUAAACUUAUGGAGAAUCAAAAGCUGAUAGAAGAGAGCAUUAAGUUGCAGUUGGAAAGCAAAUUAACUGACACAAGCAAAGCUAAGGAAGAUCUUGAAAUAGCUAACGAGGAACUAAAUGUUCUCCGUUUGAAAGUCAAUGAAUUGGAGAAUAAAUUACAAGAAAAUCUCAAACUUCAAUUGGAAAAUGAAACCCAAAUUAAAGACAAGCUUGAAAAGGCAAACAACGAACUUACGAAGCUUCAGGCUACUAUCGUUACCUUGGAAGCUCAAAAUGAGGCAAUUAAACAAAAAUCUGAAGACUACCAUACAAAAUUGGAAGACACCAAACAAGAACUUAAAAAAGAGGCUACAGCUUUUGAAAAUGCGAAUAAACAGUUGAACAAACUCAAACAUGAGAAAUCAAUUCUUCAGAAUGAGUAUCAAGUUCUAAUCACAGAAGCUGAACAAUCAAGAAUAAAAGUUAAACGAUUGGAAAACGAAGAAAUUCGUCUUCUAGAGGAACUACAAACACUCAAAACCACAAGUGAAUCAGAAAUAAAAAAGUGCAAUAAAGAAGCCUCCGAACAGAAAGAAAAUGUUUCUCGCUUAAUACAAGAAAUAGCAUCAAUUCGCAAGGAGAAAGAACAAGCUGAGGACGAGAAGAAAAUCAUGUCGAAACGCUUGGAAAGCUUGCUCAACGACCAGAAAUUAACCGAAACAAACCAAAGGUCGAUUGAGGAAAGAUUGCAAGUAGCCGAGAAGGAAAUUCUUGUCAAAAUAAAUCUCCUGAAAACCGAACAACUCAAAUGUCAAGAUUUGGAAAAUCAAAUUAAGAAAUCACAACUCGAAAAUGCAAAGCUUCGAGAAACUUGCGAAAGCAAUAUGAAGCGUAUUGAAAAACAAGCUCUAAAAUUGGGUGAUUGUCAAGCAAAUAGUCAGAAAUUUAAAAAAGAAGCCGAAGCUUCUCAAAGUAGCUUAGAGAAUCUCAAAUCCUCAACAGAAAUAACACAGCGUGAGAAUAGCAGACUUGUUCAGGAGAAUAAAUCACUCAAAGAAAAAUGUACAAAAUCCGAAAAGGCCAAAGAUCAACUUGAAUCGAUGACACAAACACUCCAGAGGGAAAUUGAGAAACUCACUGAACAGAAGAAAACCCUAGAAACCUCUGAAAAUAAUUUAAAAGCAUCGAAUAGUACUUUGGAGAAAAUCAAACACAAUUUGGAGGAAAAAGUGCGAAAGUUGGCAAAAUCAUUGGGUGACUUAAAUGUGGCUGUAAGUAGACUCGAGCAAGAUAAGGUUCAGUUGAAUCUGGAAGUUGGUGGUUUGAAUAAACAACUGCAGGAGUAUAAAACACUGCUCGCCAUGAAAGUAUCGGAAAUCGAGGCUCUUACAUCGAAUCUCAUCGAUGCAAAGAACACUUAUUCGCAGCUACUCGAGUUGAAUGAGAAACAUCAAGUCACAGCUAAAGAAAUCGACGAGGAGAAUUCCCGUUUGAAUGAUCAACUUUCAAAACUAACGCUUCGCCUACAAAUCAACCAAGAAGACCACACAUCCACCAAGACCGAAUUAGAAGACCUAAGAUCGGAUAUACAAUUCUCCAAAUUAGAAAGAGAUGCAAUUGAAAAAGACCAUCGAGCCGCUGUUGAACGAUUAAUGGGCAUUGAGGAACUUGUUCAAGAGCGACGGUCAUCCGAAGUUGAGUUUGCUAACACGAUAAAAUCAUUAGAGGCACAAAUUUCCAAACUUUCCACUGAUAAUUUAAAUCUGGAAGAACUGCGAAACAAGUAUAAGCUAGAAAUCGACCAGUUAAAUAAUGAAAUUGCUAUUCUUCGAGCAAAACUUGAGAAAAGCCAGGAGAUGCGCCAAGAACAAAGUUCAACCGAAAUCAAUAGAACAAAAUCUUUAGAAUCGCAAAUUUCAAAACUAUCAAUUGAUAUUUGUAAUUUGGAAGAACUGCGAAGUAAAGAUAAACUUAUGAUCGAUCAAUUGAAUGAAGACAUCAAGAUUUUCACGGCUAAGCUGCUAAAAAGUCGGGGAGUCUGUGAGGAAAAUGAGAAGAAAUGGGCUGACGAAAGGGAUGUGCUAUUGGCUGAGGUGAGAGAGAGCGAGCAGCGUAUUAAGGAUACACGCUUGGAACUCGAAGGCAAAUUGGAGAAAAUGAAAAAUAAAAUGAAAACUUUAUAUAACGAUGAAGUAACAAAAAUGAAAAAGAAACAAGAACGUGAGACGGCUGUUUACAAAACCGAAAUUGAUCAAUUAAAAUCUAAGAAUGAAAAACACGAAGCCCACAUUAAGAAGCUUUCGAGUCAGAUCUUCCGAUUGAACGAGAAUCUCUUGGAAUAUCAAAAGGAAAACACGUUCCUAAAGACCAAAAUCAAUGACCUUGAGAACAAACCACGCCAGUUAAGUCGUGGUCGAUCAACAAGCAGUGUAUCGUCUGCUCCUUCUCAUCAAGUUCUAAGCUCUAACUUGCGCAUGGAAGACGAAGAGGGUGAAAUCUUCAAUAACACCUAUUUGUCGGACUUGAAGGAGGGCAGGAUGUCAGAAUACUUCAAUACCGAAAUUUGUGCACAAGAACUUCAAUAUAGAAAUUCCCUUUUGCCUCCACAUUUAAAAAGUACUUAUUUUGCUCAAUUUGAUCAUCAAAUGGGGGAGGAUGAAAUUCGAGAAACUCCCACAUUGGAUGACAGUUCAAGUACUUUAUUAAACACAGGCCAAAGGAAAAAAGUCUCUGGUGCAACAUCUUACAAACGCCCUGGACCACCAACUCCAAGUAAAAACGCUGGUCGUUUGUCUUUUGGUGGAAUUGGAGAACUUAAUCGGGAAAUAUUAAAAGAAUCAAUUGAUGUUGCUAGUUGUUCAUCGUCCUCAUCGAAAACUCCUGCCAAAUUUAAAUUCUUCUGUUCAAAAUUAAGCAUGAAAGGAGAUGAGCGUAAAAGUUAUGUGACGAACUUCAAAAGAAAACUCCUAAGCGGUGGAGGCGGCAGCGGAGGCGGCUCCACAAUUCAAUGCUCGUCAACGCCACGAAAAAGCAAAGCACAUAUUGAUCAACGUCGUUUGCUUGAUCAAAUAAUGUCCACCGCUAGUCCAUCGGGGCCUGAAUUUUCGCCCGAUUGUAUUGUCAAGCCAGCUGUAAAUCUUCCAUCGUCUCUAAAGAAAUUAGAGUUGAAUCGGAGGAUGUCUUUAUUCAAAUGGCGACAGCCAAAAUUAACCUAUGCUUCGGAUAGUGGUAAUUCCGAUGUCAUGAAUUCACCUCAAAUCAAAAAUAUUAGAUAUGGCAGUGGCAGUGGUAGUGGUAGUGGCUCAAAGAAACGCUCAAAACGUUCCAAAGAUCGACGAGGGUCUAUUUAUUUCCGAGGCUCUAUGUUCGCCAGAAACUGUCGCACUCCUACAACAGGCUUUCGUGAAGUGUUUAAGAAAAAAUCGAAAGUUCAACGCAAUGCUAUUUUCAAUAAAUACCGCCAUGAGGUUUUGAAUGAGAUGCUCAUUAAAAAAGCCUCCCUAUGUCCUGACAAUUGGGACGAAUUCUGCAGCAACAACAACAACGAGGAAUUCUUUUUGAAAGACUUCAAAAUGAAUAAGCAUUCGAAUGAAGAUGAUGGUAAUUCCUGUGGAGAGGAUGACGAAGAUGAUGGAAAUUAUAAUAAAAGCUCAAAGCACUUCCAACAGCUCUUGGAAGCUAAAGAAUCGCAUGCCCCAUUCGAGAUAAGUGAAAUUAACAGCAAUCCAUCGUGUUACAAUAUCAAUAAUUCCUCGAGUAAUGUUCAUUCGCGAACGAUCUACGGCGCAAGCGUGAUUUUGAAUCGUAAAAUUCCAAAUGUCAGUACGACAAUGGUACGCAAGAGUUCGAUUUAUGUUAAAGGAGUCGACGGCAAGAGCGUCAUAUUAGUGACCAACCAGACCAUAACCCUCAAGGAUCUGGCACAGAUGUGGCUUCAGAUGAAUAUCUCGGCGAAAAGUUUUAUUGCCCUAAUUCUAACUGCAACUUUCAUUGGAAUAAUUUCUGUUGUUAUUAAUUUUCUCUAUCGAUAGAAAUGUUAUUAUUUUUUUUUAAUUUAACUAAAGAUAAAUAAAAUUAUUUAUUUGUAAAAUUACCUAUGUAAAAAUGUUAAUAAGUUGUACUUUGAAAAAUAACCAACAAAUACUCUGUAAAAAUUAUUAUUGUAUCGUUUAACAAAAACUGUAAUAUACAAAUUUACAACAUAUAGAUUCUUACAUAAAUUAAAAAAUUGUUAGAAAUCGUCUUUUAUUUUGUGUAAUAAUUUGUUUUAUUGUUAAUUUUGUUUUC